Molecule: messenger RNA, 1353 nt
Organism: Corylus avellana
Lineage: Eukaryota; Viridiplantae; Streptophyta; Magnoliopsida; Fagales; Betulaceae
Source: RefSeq, a predicted model, not a curated record
UUUAAAACGAAAGGAAAAUGAUUUCAAAACCCAAAAAAAACCCAUCUUCUGCCGCUCCCUUCUUCUUCUUCCUCAGGCGAAGCUAAAAAAAUCCCAGCUUUACCGACCCAGACGACGGUGAGACAAGCACGUCGUCGAAUGGGUUCCCGAAGGAGGCCGUGGUCUAUCUGGAGAGAGAGAGAGAGAGAAAUCAGUGUGAAAUAAGAGAAAGGAGGAGAAUCAGUGUUAAAUAAGAGAAAGGAGGAGAAUCAAGAAAAAAUAAAGAUCUCUAAUCUUAUUUGGCUGCGAAGGAGACUCAGAUCUAAUCACAGGGAAAUGCCAAAUUAAAGUUUUGCCCCCUCCGCUCUUUCAGGAAACAUCCUUUUCCAAUUUUCUUCGAUCUUCGAUAUGUUCGGAGUGAUACCAACUUCGGCAUGGGAUUAUGCUGCAAUGAUUUAAUCGCAAACUCUCUGGGUUGCUUUUAUAUGAUCUGGGUAAUGAUUUAUUAGCCAACUAUGAACGAUUUGAAACUGUGGAAGAGUUGACUACGUUCUUGGUAGGGAGGUUUUUGCAUGAUUUUAAUGGUUAUUGGUUGAAGUUGAAUAUAUAUAUAUAAGCUAUGGAACUGCCAAAGAAGAUGAGGAGAAGGGGCUUUUUGAAGAACUGGAUUGCUUUUGUAUGCGUAGUUGUGUCUGUUUGUUGCCUUUUUGUUGUCGUUUCAAUGCUUCGGCUUCCUGAAGUGCCAGUUGGGUUGUAUCGAUCAACAGAGAUGGGAGAAGUUUCCGAGAAAGACAAGUUUUUUGGGAGAUUUGGGGAGAUGAUGAUUGAGAUGUUGCCUCAAGAUCUUGCUUUUACUGUCUUUGUUCCUUCCCAGAGAGCUUUUGAGCGUGAUUUGAGGCUACGAGAGAAUGAUAGUCUGGUGGGGGAGAAGAUGAAUGAUACGUAUGCAGUAGUUUCUAGGAUUUUGGGUUUCUCGGCUGUUCCUCGGACGUUGUCAUCAGUUACGGUGCCGUUUGGUAGGGAAAUCUCAUAUGAUUCCAUCUCUGGGUUUACGUUGUACAUUUCGAAGGAUGUAGAUGGGGUGCUGGUCGUUAACAGAGUCCGAUCAGAAAGGGUGGAUCUUAGAAAGAGAGAGAUUGUUGUGCAUAUUAUGGAUGGAGUCAUCAUGGAUACUGAGUUCGAGCAAUCAAUUUGAGCUGAUUACAGUGAAGAAGAAAGAACGAGUGAAAACCAUCCAUCAAAGCUCUAUUUAAAUUGACAUCAUUUAGAACAAGACAUCAUUAUUAUGAUACCAAAACAUGUAUUUUGAGAUUAGAUUUUUGAGACAAAUAGUAAUUUAAUCAAGUUAAGAUUUAAUCAGAGACAUAUUUUGCA